Molecule: messenger RNA, 872 nt
Organism: Nicotiana tabacum (common tobacco)
Lineage: Eukaryota; Viridiplantae; Streptophyta; Magnoliopsida; Solanales; Solanaceae
Product: acid phosphatase 1
Source: RefSeq, a predicted model, not a curated record
ACGUACCAAAAAAAAUAGAGUAACAUAAACAUAUCAACAACAUGAAGGUCAUUCUCUUCCUCCUCUUUAUAGCUAAUGGAGCAGCAGCUCCAGCGCCUGUUCCUCAAAUCAAUUGUUUGAGCUGGCGUAUGGCGGUUGAAACCAACAACAUCCGUGACUGGAAAACAGUACCCGUUCAAUGCAAAAGCUACGUGAGCGAGUACAUGACUAGCCAGCAAUACCGCGACGAUUGUAACGCCGUGGUCAUCGCUGCUAUUCAGUACGCCAAGACCCUUAACGUUUCCAAAGAAGGCAAGGACCUUUGGGUCUUCAAUAUAGAUGAAACCACGCUCUCUAAUGUUCCGUAUUAUUCUCGUCCUGAAGUCGGCUUUGGGGCAACAAAAUCAAGCGGGAAGAAGUAUGAGUCGUGGAUUAAAGAAGGAAAAUCACCAGCAGUGCCAGGUGCUCUCUUACUGUAUAAAACAUUGUUGGAUUUGGGUAUUAAACCAAUCUUUAUUACGGACACGAAGGAAGAAUUCAGACAACUGAGAAUUGCAAACCUAAAGAAAGCUGGCUACCAUUCUUGGUUCAAGUUCAUUUGCAAGGGAAAAAAUGAUUCAGAAUUAUAUUCAGAACAUAAAGGUAACUGGAAAACUCAGAAAAGGGCAGAAUUGGUGAAAGCUGGAUACAGACUUGUUGGCAACUUAGGAGGAUGGGAUGAUAUUAUUGUAGACUUCUUGUUGCGCACUUUCAAAAUGCCGAAUCCCAUGUACUACUUUUAAGGGUUGAAACUAAAUUACCCACUUCGAAAUAAGGUGUCUCUGAAAUGUUUCAAAGUGCCAUGAUAUUAAUGUCAAGCAAAGAUUUGGGCGUAUGAUCGUCACUUUGUUGUA